AUGGCGGAGCCGGGCUCGACGGAGUCUAAGGCCCAACCUCAGGUCAACCUCGAUGGCCUUGGAAUCUUCUGGAUCGCAUUUGCCCUCUCCUGGACCUUGAUUGUCGCGGGUGGCAUGAUAUUUCUAUGGCAUCAUCGCGACAUGCCUAUCCUAAGGAUUCGGGGCCUACCGCUAUCAUUGCUUGCCAUCACCUUGCUCCACUUCUACUGGGGCACCGUCCAGACCGGUUAUGUCUAUCUCCCUCUUGCUAUACCUGAGGUCGAGUAUUGGAUCAUGAGCAUCUACCUCCCUUGCGGCAUCGCUCUAUUCCACGCCUCUAAUACUCGAUUUCUCCUUGUCGCUAAAGCCCAGAAGGAGCUCUUUACUUCAGACGCUGCCUCGAUUCAGAGCAAGCGUGCCAAGACGAACUCCCUUAUCUGUCGCUUUCGAUCUCUCGACUACACCAAAAAGAUUCUGAUCCUUGUGGGCGCAGGCAUGGGUUUUCAGUUCUUGCUUACACUCUUUAUGUACCUCAUUUCGCGAAAGUUCCAUCCCUCCUUCGGCAUUCUGGGCACUGAGCUUACUGUAACCGAAGACUUUCGGGAGUCGCAAAUGGGAAGAGGCUGGGAAUGGUGGCCAUCUGUCUUUUGGCAGCUCUUCUGGGCAUGGAUCGUCGCUCCCUAUAUUCUCUGGCAUGCUCGUAGAAUCGAUGAUACCCAAGGAUGGAGGACCCAAACUAUUGCUUGCUGCCUUUCGAGGUUGGUAUACCUUAACAUUAAUAUGCCUGACUCUACACUAACUGCUAAAGCAGUCUUCAUGCUACGCCAAUGUGGCUCAUUGCUCUAUAUGUCCCUGCUAUGUCGGCGAUUAACAACGUCUGGGUUCCGCCUCAAUGGCAAGUUAUCCCGGAUUGCCAUCUCUAUCAUGAUGCUCGAGAUCAUCACCAUCUUCCUACCUUGCUGGGAGGUUGUUAGGCAUCAGACUCUGCGCCGAGAAACUAUCGACUCGAUCGCUCAAUGGCAACAGAAUAAGAGGCGUAUCGGCAUGGCUUCAAAGUCCAUUGCCACAAGCUCAACGACAGCAGUUAGCUCAUCACGAACUAGAUGGUCCAAAGACGGCUCUACUAAGAGCGACUCCGACGAGAUUCUCCUCACUAUGGAAGCUCUCGAGUGCGUCCUUGAGCGAAAUCCUGGGCCACUUCAGCAGUUCUCUGCCCUCCGGGAUUUCUCUGGAGAGAAUAUUGCCUUCCUGAGAGCCGUCGCUUACUGGAGGUUUUCGCUUCCUGCAGCAGUUCGUAAUCCGGAUAAGGUUAAGGACAACGCGGUCCAGGAACUUAUCCGCGAACAAUUCAACAGUGCUCUCCAAAUCUAUACCGACUUCGUCAGCUCCCGCGAUGCCAAGUUUCCGAUCAACCUUUCCUCACAGGAUCUCAAGAGGCUCGAGUUUGUUUUCGAGCCGUCCGCCCGCAUUCUUUGUGGCGAAAAGCGCGAUGUUGAUCCCGCUACGCCCUUUGAAUCCUUUGCAAUGGCCACCAAGGUCGAGCCGUCUUCCGCGUCGUCUCAUGGUUCUGAGGCCGGUAUCUUGACCGGGUCGGUCAACGAGACGGACGCAAUGGGAGACAAGGCCCUCUACUGGGGUGACAUCCCCGACGGCUUUAAUGUCACCAUUUUUGAUGACGCUGAAGCAAGCAUCAAGUAUCUUGUCUUGACCAACACCUGGCCAAAGUUUGUUAAAGAACGACGAUGCUCGAUCAACUCGAACGAUACCAUUGAGGCAGGAAAUGCCAUUCCUGCUACCCGUUGA
Messenger RNA from Fusarium falciforme, 1782 nucleotides. RefSeq lists its product as hypothetical. The record is from RefSeq and is a predicted model, not a curated record. The coding region runs from base 1 to 1782 and encodes 593 amino acids. Lineage: Eukaryota; Fungi; Ascomycota; Sordariomycetes; Hypocreales; Nectriaceae. The transcript is spliced from 4 exons.